Scylla paramamosain (green mud crab) is the source of this 2563-nucleotide messenger RNA. RefSeq lists its product as uncharacterized. Bases 1530 to 1871 code for a protein of 113 amino acids. The record is from RefSeq and is a predicted model, not a curated record. The transcript has 3 exons. NCBI's taxonomy places the organism in Eukaryota, Metazoa, Arthropoda, Malacostraca, Decapoda, Portunidae.
CAUUCUGUAAGUGAAAGAAACUCAAAUUAAUCAGUAAACACUAAUUUUCUAUGAACUUUUUAACAUUUUUUAUCAUUAUUAAUACAGCUGCUUUUGUUUCAUUUACACUAAAUAAAUAUGCUCUUUUCUCUAGAUUAUAUUAUAUAUAUUAAAAAAUUGAAUGGAAUAUAGAUACAUAAAAACAUUAAUAUAAAUAUCUCAGGCUGGCCAUGGGCCUCCACAGACCUCAAGGUGGUGUGUCACACCAACACUUUUUCCGUCAACUUUUUCCAUCGUUUUUCUGAAAAUCGUGGAUAUCUUGGCUGCGGCCUGUCGCACACAAAUGGUGUUUCAUCUGAAACUUUCCGUUGGCACAGCCCAAGGAGUGCAAACAAACAUGGAGUCCACACUGCAGCAAAGAUACGCUAUUCUGAAACUAAUACUGUGUACUGUGAGACACAGUAUUGGAGGGCACAGGUGACUGUGUUGUGAGCCGCUCUUUUCUGGCCUUUCUUCAUACAUGAUUCAUCCUUGUGGUCCCAGAGGCACUUAUGGCUCCUUAUGCUUUCCACAAGGAUCUCCUCUGAACGGCGUGUCCAACUUGGAUGUGGUUUUCCUUCCAUGACGAAGCGUAGAGGUGGUAAUAACGCUCUGUGAGACAGGUUGAAGCCACGCGGAAAGUCUUGGUCUUGGUCUUGGAAAUAUAAACAAAGGCGGAAAUUUGCAGGAGGAAACAAUCCUGAUCGUCUGACAAAUUCAUGCGAUAAGUUCAUGUGGAACGAUGAAAAAUCGACGGAAAAAGUGCUAGUAUGACACCACCUUAAAUCCACCCCUGGAUUUGUGAGUUAAUUUUUUUUCUUUUUUCUUCUUACUUGAGGGGCAUUGGCUUUGGGAGGGAAAAAAAAAAAAAAAAAAAAGACCCACUUAGGUGCCAUUCCCUUAAGACCAAAAGGAUCAUCCAAAAUUGGAGGGUAAGUGCCUUGAAACUUUCCUCUUGAAAGAGUUCUAGUCAUAAGAAGGAGGAAAUAUAGAAGUAGGCAGAGUGUUCCAGAGUCUACCAAAAACUGACUGACUGUUAGGCUAGACUGUGUAAAAUACUGAUGUGACUACCUUCCUCUUUUUCUGUUUUUGCUGCUUCUCUGGAGUGAGGGGCUGGCACCAUGCACAAGUCUUCUUUGGUUGUGUCUGUCCCUUGCAUCUUCUUCUGUGACUCCCAUCCUUAGCAGCUCUAGCACAAUUCCAUCCUUCCAUCUCACUCACUCUUUACCUUGAUCUUCCUUCAACUGGCUUUCUCCAGGCCCUUUUAAUUAGUCCUUUAUCAAGAUUGCCUCCAAUAACCACCUAGGAUGUGAACAAUCUCAUAUCACCACAUCAGUCUGGCUAGAUUAUAACGUGCCUUCUCUUCUUCCCUGGGAGCAGCAAACCUGUGUGGGCUCCCAGACAGGUGAGUGCUGUGUGCUGAGAAAGGCAUGGCAGAAAGUGGAAAGUGGUGCUGAGGUCCCCAGAUAACUUAGUGAACUCCUACACUGAGGGACUGGAGAAAGUCUUGAAUGACUCCUCCAGAAUCAAGGAACUGCCAGUCCAAUACAUCACAGGAGGCAAUGCUAUUGGGCUGCAAAAAAAAAUUCACCUUUAGGAAGUUAUUUGACCACAGCCUUCAGAAGAUGCAGGAGUCAAGCCUGAUGAACAAGCUGAGGUCCAAUUGGCUAUCAGCAGGAACUUCAAUGUGUGGCAGGAAGACUAAAUUCACAGCCAGCCUCUCUGAUGUGGCUGCAAUCUUCAUCCUCUUGAUGGGUGGUGCAGCAUUUAGCUGUCUGCUGCUGCUGCUGCUGCUGCUGCUGGAGUAUGCAGUGGAUAAUGAUGCAUGUGUAAAACCAUGGCCCAUAUUCUGAAGCACUCUGCUCUCUCACUAUGACCAUUUUCAGAGUCCACAUAGAUGAUUAGCUGGGUUCUCAAGAAAGAUUUCUCCUGUUGAUAAAUUUGAAAUCUUGUUAAUUUGGCAUUAGACCUGCAUAAGUACCUCAACACACAUGUAACUUCAUCCAGAGCCUUUUAAAAGCAGUGGAAGUGAGGUUUAGUAGUGUUUCAGAACAUUACCCAACAUACCUAAAACUCAAAAGCAUAUGAACCGAGUGACAAUCUCACACAAGGAGGCCAAGGCAAAGUGCAUAACAUAACUUAAGAAUUGAAAGUCUCAUAUAUCCUGCCAUGUACAUAAGAGUAUAAUGGAAGCUGCAAGACUACACAAGGCAGGCAGUCCCUCUAUAAAGCAUAUUAACCACACAUACAGAUACAUGCAAGACAAAUAAGCAGACAAUAAGUUCUUGGGGUUUGCUGACCUGAAGGAACUGCAGAAAAUAACAAGAAACAGGACACCUACACUUUUUUUUUUCUGUACGAGGGACACUGGCCAGGGGCAAAAAAAAAAAAAAAAAAAAAAAAAAAAAAAAAAAAAAAAAAGUGUCCGAAGCAGUAGUCAAAAAUUGAAGGAUAAGUGUCUUGAAACCCCUCUAUUGAAGGAGUUCAAGUCAUAGGAAAAUGGAAAUACAGAAGCAGGCAAGGAGUUCCAGUUUAUCAGAGAAAG